This is a messenger RNA of Dromaius novaehollandiae (emu), 2951 nucleotides long. It is a transcript of the gene TMEM40, whose product is annotated as transmembrane protein 40. NCBI's taxonomy places the organism in Eukaryota, Metazoa, Chordata, Aves, Casuariiformes, Dromaiidae. The record is from RefSeq and is a predicted model, not a curated record. The transcript has 11 exons. The coding region runs from base 373 to 1209 and encodes 278 amino acids.
CUCCGGGGGCCUCGGGGCUGCUUCCGAGCUCUCGUACCCUCCGCGUACGUUUCUUACUGCUCCUUGAGGCAUCGCGCUGCUGUACUAACCCUAAUCGUGGUUACGGCGACAACAUUCAGGAUUUCAGUGCUACCUCUCAGCUCUUUUGACCUCUCUUCUGAAUCUUUUACAGAUGUUUCUCUUUCUCUCUCUUUUUCUUUUUUAAUACACAAAAUCCUUCUAGCAACCCCUCCCCGUUUCCCACAGCGACAGACUUGUUUGCCGUCGCUUUCCCCAGGCGGUGACAGGGGGGCUUUUGGCUUCUGAGGAGUUCGUUUUCCUCCUCCAGAGCUCCGGAGCGGCGACGCAGGCCAGCGCACGGCCCUCACAGCAAUGGAGAACCUGAAUGUCUCGCUCCCAGAUCUUACCGAAGACCUGCAAGACAUUUUUCAGGGGGCUUUUGCUGCUGAUGCCAGUUACUUGGAGAACCAUGAGAAAAUGGACCAGUCCUUCUGGGAAGCUCUCGUAAAAUGUUUAGCCACCGCUGACCCAGCUAUCCUGAAUACCGAAGAAGAAAACAAUUUGCUCAACAGAUGCACUGUCCUGCCUGGAGGCUGUGCAGCCUGCCUGAAAGUCAUAGGGAAGAAAGGAGCCAGGGCAAUGGCUCUUCUUUACCUGUUGCUGAAGACAACCGACCCGUCUGAAUACAGGCAGCUGCCCAGCUCCAAGGGAAAGGAUGAAAAAUUGAAAUUCCUGAAGAGAUUGGAGAGGAAUUUCAUGCUUUCGCAAGGAGAAAAAAAGGCUGAAAGUUCAUCCCAAGAGUCAAUGGAUGAAGAUCCACAAGGUACACCAGGGGAGGUUGUGCCCUAUGGAGAUUCAGAGAUUGCCAGAAGAGAAGAUGCAGUUGCAGACGCGUAUGAGAGCGACAGCACUCACCUCCCUCGGCGGAUGGCACAGUGGAUGGGCAUACGGAAGGAUGAUGAAUUCUUUCAUUUUGUCAUUCUUUGCUUUGCCAUUGGAGCUUUACUAGUUUGUUAUUACUACUACAAAGAUUGGACUAUUUCUCUUGGAAUUGGUUUAAUCACCUUUGCUUCCCUGGAAACCACUGGGAUAUACUUUGGUCUAGUGUAUCGAAUUCGGAGCGUACUUGACAGCUUUGUUCCCCUGAUUGCGAAAUUCAGGCCAACAGGUAACAGUGCUUUUCUUACUGACUGCAGGUAUAUUCCUUAGACCUCACUGGGUAUUUCAUUUUGGUUGACUCUUAAGACCAAUUUCUCUAAAUUAGAAAUUCUGAUUUUAAUUUAAAAAGACAUUUUACUACAGUCCAUUACAGCUGCUUGGAUUUAGAAAUGAAUUAUUCUUAACUCUUUCCAAGUGGCAGAACAUUUUCACAUUUUUAAUAUAUCUGCCCGGUAUGGGACAUUCAUUAUUUGCUGGCAAUAUCUGAGUGAGAAUUAUAUAGCUCGAUUAAAAAUUGAGUGUGUGGGGACAGUUUCCUGUGUCUGGUCUUCAGACAGCCUCCAGGCUCACGUCUAUUUGUGUUUAUGGAAUAAAAGAUACAAAGAAUGCAGAAAAAUUGCAUCGGGGCUAACAGUAGACACAUGACAUUUAUUUGAACACACUGGUCCUGACAGCCUUCUCUUUUCUUUAUCACGUAGGUAUGAGGAAAGCUGCCUAGGAGGAGUAUUUCAGAGGAGUUCCACAAAUCCCUGCUGUCUGGAUUUCUGGUAUUAAAAGAACUGUUUUAUGAGAGGCAGACAUGAAAACAUAAUGGCUAAUAUAAAAUAUUGAAAUAUUAAACCAUAGAAACGUGUCAUUCUCUCUACUCAGAAAGAAAGCUAAAACUGUAGUACUGAGUCCCUUCCUUUCUUCUGAAGUUGUCCAUGGCUCAGCAGAGCUCAAUAGACAAUCUAGGUCUAGGUUUAAAGAUCAAUCCUGUGUGUUUUAAUAUAUCACAUUUUUCUUCCUUCCCUCGUGCACUCAUGUUUGUCUGGUCAUAGCUAUCAAAAUCAACAAAAAGGUCAAAAUUAUCCUCAGCUGGUUCUGGAUUAGGCCCUGGAUGUUUCAAUAGGAAUCUUGGCACCCACAAAGCCACCUCCUCUUCACCCCCUUGUGAUGCUGCAGACCAGGCAAACACCAGCUGCUUGCUUACACAGCUGAGCCCCAACAGUGUAAUAGCACUGAAGCAGAUUAAUUUAUUGUGGCAGAACUCAAUAUAGUGGGUGUAUAAUGAUUUCACCCAGUGAAAGCUGAGUGAGAUUUUACAUGUAGUGACAUAAUGGUGCAGUAAUGAAAUUAUUAUUAGCAGCAAAUUUCAUCUCUUCUGAGGGGAAAAAGAAAAUGCCCCCCCCCCCCCCUUUCUUUUCUUCUGGUAAAAUAAAGUGCAACAUUGCCAUUCCUGUCAUUUUAUAGGGACCUCUUACAUGUAUUUAUGUAGGAUUAAGUGUAAUCAUAGACAGACUGAAAAAAAAGAAGAUACCUUUAAAUUUUCAGUAGAAAUAAGGUCAUCAUAACCAAAGAAGGAUGAAGGCAUAAAGUCAGACAGAAAGAACCGUAAAACAUGAGGGAAACUGGAAGGAAAUGCAGAUAUAAAAAUAUUAGCCCAAGCAGCUCCGUUUUAGUUCACUGAAACAAUUUCAAGUCUUGCUCAGAAAAUUAAAAAGCUAUUUUCUAGGAGUUAAACUUAUUCUGAGCAUCAGCGUUUAUCAUUCUGGUGUGAUGCAGUUCCAUUUGCACAUCCAGAAAUACCACAUUCUGUGCAGAUCUGUACCAAUCCAACAAAGCAGUUACCUAAACAUGUCAGGGGACAUGUUAUUAAAUUAAGCAAUAAGGAUGAAUACAAGUUACUUUGUAAUAUUCAUGUUCUCAUUCACAUGUACCAUGUACGUUUUUGUAGAAAACUUCUGUCAUACCAAAAUACUGCAUAUUUUGUGUUUUUACUCUGAAAAUAAAGUCUUGCUCAGACCAGUGUA